AUGGGCAUCGAUUUAUUGGCUAAUAAGAUAGUCGAAGUGGCAGAGAAGAUUAAGAAACUGGGACAAGAUGAUCCAAGGAGAAUUGUCCAUUCGCUAAAAGUAGGACUGGCUCUCACAUUGGUUUCCUUAUUCUACUACAUCCAACCACUCUAUGAUCGUAUUGGCGAAAAUUUAAUAUGGGCUGUCAUGACAGUCGUUCUUGUCUUUGAGUUUUCUGUUGGAGCAACUCUGGGAAAAGGCUUAAACAGGAUGCUAGCAACGUUUUCAUCUGGUGCUCUAGGUUUUGGAGUUCAUUACCUAGCAACUUUGGCUGGUGAGAAAGGAGAGCCCAUUGUACUUGGAUUCUUCGUCGUUAUAAUAGCUGCAACAGUAACAUUUGUAAGAUUCUUUCCCACAAUGAAGACAAGGUAUGAUUAUGGGCUCCUCAUAUUCAUAUUGACUUUCACCUUAGUAUCUGUUUCGAGUUACCGAGAAGAUAAGGUGCUACGCAUGGCCCAUCAAAGGGUAACCACAAUCAUCAUGGGUAGCUUUAUCACUUUUGUUACAUGCAUCUGUAUAUGUCCCGUUUGGAUUGGAGAGGAACUUCAAAAUUUGGUAGCUAACAACAUUGAAAAGCUUGGGAAUUUCUUAGAAGGAUUUAGUGGUGAAUACUUCAAAAUAUCAGAGGAUGGACAACCCUUGUGUGAUAAACCAUUUCUUCAAGGAUAUAAAAGUCUUCUCACUUCAAAAAACACUGAAGAAACUAUGGCUAAUCUAGCAAGAUGGGAACUGUGGCACUAUCGUUUUGGGUUCUGUCAUCCUUGGAAACAAUACGUUAAAAUUGGAACCCUAACUAGGCAAUGCGCUUACAAAAUUGACACUCUUAACAACUGCCUUAACUCUAAGAUCCAAACGCUCAAUGAGUUCGGAAGCAAAAUUCAAGAUCCAAGCACAAAAAUCUGCUCAGAAUCUGGAAAAGCUCUCAGGGAAUUAGCAUCAACAAUCAAAAAAAUGAACCAAUCAACAUCAGUUAAUGCCCACAUUGAAAACUUAAAAACCGCUACUGAAAACCUGAAAUUCAUGCUUGAUACAUACCAUUUGAAAGAUGCUAAUCUCCAAGAUAUCAUACCAUCUGCAGAAGUUGCUUUAACUCUAAUCGCUGUUGUACCAUGCAUCGUGAAGAUUGCCGAUGCAGUUCAUGAAUUAGCCUCCCUUGCACAUUUCAAGACUCCGGCCACAAGAGUGUCACCGUAACAACCAUAUAUAUGCGCUCCA
This is a messenger RNA of Quercus robur (English oak), 1254 nucleotides long. Its product is annotated as aluminum-activated malate transporter 8-like. Bases 1 to 1233 code for a protein of 410 amino acids. Lineage: Eukaryota; Viridiplantae; Streptophyta; Magnoliopsida; Fagales; Fagaceae. The transcript is spliced from 7 exons. Gene Ontology annotation, cellular component: plant-type vacuole membrane. Gene Ontology annotation, biological process: malate transport. The record is from RefSeq and is a predicted model, not a curated record.